Molecule: messenger RNA, 306 nt
Organism: Necator americanus (New World hookworm)
Lineage: Eukaryota; Metazoa; Nematoda; Chromadorea; Rhabditida; Ancylostomatidae
Exons: 1
Coding region: 1-306 (101 amino acids)
Source: RefSeq, a predicted model, not a curated record
AUGCAAGCAUCCCUGGAUUCCUUUAAGACUUCGAACGGGAAUCAGGGUAGGCAGAAUGGCGAUCGAACUAUCGAUAAGUUCUGUUAUCUGGGCUGCAUGCUCAAGAAUAGGUACGAGAAAGAUAUUCAGGAAAAAUACGCUAAGGCCGCAGCAUCUCACUGCUUAACGAAACGUCUGUGGUUGACCCCUCACCAAAGACGUCAAGUUGCGAGUCCACCUAUUCGCGACUUGCCCCAUCAUGAUGCACAGAUCGAAGAUUUGGGCAGCACCGAAUGUGAGAUGGCGAAAAGGACUCGCCGUGGAUAG